AUUUCUGUGGUCAACACUUAAAAGGUCAUAAGUCGAUUUUGGGCUGUUUUGAUAUUUUUAUGUCAUUGUGUAGGAAAUAGUGGGAUAUAUCGAAUGUUAAAGAAACAUAGGUCGACUUAUAGCAGGAUAUAUUUGAAAAAUGAUGUCGAUAUCUUCAUAAAACUUGAAAUAACUCACUAACAGAUGAUUAAAGUGAUAUAAGUAUACAUAAAAUGAGUACUGGGAAGAACAAAAUCGAUUGAAAAGGAAUAAAUGAACAUAACUCAUUUCGAGCGUUUUCAGAAUUAAAUUUCAUGAUACAUGAGUAUACUUACGACGUUUUGAGCGUUCGAUAUUUGGCGACCUUCAGAAUAUAUAGACUUAUGUCCUUUUCAGAAAUUCAAAUCAUAUGCUCCAGGCGACAUAUUAGUAUCACUUCUUGGUUUUCGCAAGUUUGAGUUGUCUUGUUUUUCGUAUUGUGCUUAGGAGCUUAGGUAUUCAAUGAGAACAUUAUAUUGAAAAAUCAUCUGGUGAGUGGUUUAUUAUUUGAGUACCAAGUAAACUGUGGUGAUUUUGAAAGAUGCCAAGAACAAGAGGAGGCAGGAAUAACAGGACUCAACGAAUUCUAGCUGAGUGUAGAAAAAUGGUUUCAGAAGGUACAAAAUCAAAUGAUGAAAAUAAGGAAAAUGAGAGUAGUACUCUCAGCAGUACUACUUCAGUUGGUUUAGAGAAAUCAAUAUCAUUUGAUCCUCCUGUUCGUAAUGAAUUCCAAACGUUCUUUAAUACUCCUGAAAAUACCGCAUUUAAUAUAUCAACAAAAGCUACUAUUAUAUCAGAAUUCGACGAUGAAACUGAUGUCAAUGGGCAAAUUCUGAUGGAUUUAGAAGUUCCUGUUGUUAACGAUAUAUCCAUUGCUCAAGAUGAAAAUGGAAGUGCGCUCCUAAUACCUGAUGCAAAGAUACUAUUUCCUGCAGAAUCUCUCACAGAGAAUGCUUCAAUACCGACAGACAGAAAUAGUGAUGGUGAAAUACAAAUCCACAUGGACUCGGAAGUUUCUGUUAGUAUUGAAUCAGUCAUGCAAGAUGGAUAUGGAAGUGAACUACCAAUGAAUGAUAGAAAUGUAUAUGAAGAUUCAUCUCUAGGUUUAACACAAACAAUUGAAAAUGGUGACUUUUACAUGACCAAUGAACGAAUGCAAGAAGAGGAUUUGGAAAUUCAAAAUCAAGACAUGAUUACUGAUGAACAUAAACCGACCGACGAUGUGAACAAUGAAGACGAAAAUAAUUCAGAAUAUGACGAUCAUAAUAAUAAUGUGGUUGAUAAAAUGAAAAAACCGUUCAGUAUCCAGAAAGUGAAAACCAGAAAAAGAAACCGAAAUUCAGGAAAGCAAUACGUAACAGCCAAAGGAAAGAUAAAAAAACCUCGAGAAAUGAAACCUCUCCGAACAAAUUGUCGUAACAAGUGCCGUAACGUUCUGGAUGAAGAAGUCAGGCAAACCAUAUUUCGAGAGUAUUGGUCAUUGGGUGAGUAUGAUAAGAGAGUAGCGUUUGUUGCUAGUCUAAUAAGUGCCCAAGAUAAAAAAAUAACGAGAAUGAAAGUGGAGGGUAAGUCUACCAAAAACCGAACAUACUCGUAUGUCUACAGUCUAGAAAUUAAGGGUUCCAAACAUAUCGUCUGUAAAACUUGUUUUUUAAACACCCUUGGUGAGACAGAAAAAUUUGUAUCGGUUGCUCUCUCUAAAAAGUUAUCAACAACUUGCGGGAUAACAGAACCUGACAGAAGGGGAAAACAUGUACCAAGCCACAAAACCCCUCAAUUCAAAAUAAAUCAAGUAAAUGAGCACAUAUUGUCAUUCCCUGCAUACGAAAGUCACUAUUCGGGACGACAUACUAGUAAAAAAUAUCUGGCUUCCUCCCUCAACUUGAGCACCAUGUACAAAUUGUAUUGCGAAAAAUACCCAGACCAACCAGUCUCUAUCAAGAUAUAUUCUCAAGAAUUCCAUAAAACUGGACUGAAAUUCAAGAAACCAAAAAACGAUACCUGCACCAAGUGCGACACUUUACAUUCUCAAUUGAAAAUUGCGAAUAGUGAAGAAGAUAGACGCAAUUUGAAUGAUCAACUGACAAGUCAUCAACUUUCAGCUGAUUUAGCAUAUAAAAGUAAAGAGAAUGACAAAAAGAAGGGUCUGGAUGACCCUUCCGUUAUGACAUACGCUUUUGAUUUGGAACAAGUUCUUCCCACGCCCUAUCUGUCUACUAAUAAGAUGUUUUAUCUGAGGCAGUUAUCAACGUAUAAUCUUACGGUGCACAAUUGUAUUUCUGGAGAAUCUGGUCACUACAUGUGGCCCGAAUCAACGGCUGGAAGAGGAGGCAACGAGGUGGCAUCCUGUUUAUUCAGAUUCUUGAACUCCAUCCCUGAAAGUGUGAAGAUUGCCAAUUUCUAUUCAGACACAUGUGGGGGGCAGAACAAAAAUUUCAUAGUUAAUGCAAUGUACCAAUAUGCACUCAAUUUACAUCCUUCUCUGGAAGAAAUCAACCAUAAAUUUUUGGUACCCGGCCACACUCACAUGGAGUGUGAUGUAGACCACUCUGUUAUAGAGAGAGCAAAAAAAAAAUCACCAUUUGAAAUUCAAGUGCCAAGAGAUUGGUAUCAGUUAGUUCGAAUAGCCAGCAAAAAAAAUAAAUUCAAAGUAUUCGUCAUGGAGUGUGAACACUUCUUUUCCUUCUCAGAAAUGACAGGAAAGGGUCCAUUCCAAAAAAAAUCCUUUAGAAUGAGAGACGUUUGCUGGCUUCGGUACACGAAAGGAAACGAAAAGGUGCAAUAUAAAUUUAGCCUUUCUGAAGAAGAAGAGUUCGAAGAGAUUGGAUUUUUCAGAAAGGGAAAGAAGUUGCAAAAUCUUUCAGGCUACGAAUUAAAUCGAUUAAACAAUGGCCCAAAACCUAUCAACCCUAAAAAAAAAGCAAAUUUAAUGGAAAUUGCCAACCUACUGGACAAAGAUGUUCAAGAGUUUUAUAAAAAUCUUGCAGUUGAAAAAAUCACUGGUUCUACGGCAGAUACAGAUCCGGACAUCGAUCGCUAUUUUUCUGACGAUGAAGAUUAAGAAAAUAAGUGGAUUUAAUUUCUUCAUCAGUAUAUUUCUGACAUAUUCCUGUUUAUUUUGAAUAAAGAAUAUUUUAUUGACAACAGAAGUUUUCAAGAAUAAUUUCUCGAUAACUCGACAUAUGUUCACUUACGCCCUUUUAGGAAUGAAGUCAGUAGAGUUUGACAAAAUAUGUUCACUUAUACCAUUUCGAGCAAAGUAUAAUCGAUGAUUUGGAACGAUUAAGUUGACAUAAGUCCUUUUGAUUGUACGAAAUGUGACAAUCCAAAUAAAUCAAGUGAACAUAUGACUAUUUGAGGAUUCUUUCAACUUGUUUUUCAUGUACAUAUGUGAAUAUAAGCUCCUUUCAUCGUUUUGAAUUCUAUACUCUGCUACACUCGAAAGGGCAUAACUUACAAUUAAAUCGAAAAAUCAUGAUUAUUUCUACAUUUCAUUAGGAAAACAUGAGAAGAAAUCAUUGAUAUAAUAUAAUUGACCCCGAAAUUGGGUACUCUUAUAAUAUACUGAUUUCACAGAGCACAUUGAAUGUUGAUUUACGCUUCACGGCAAAAGUCAAAAUUCUACUUACGACCUUAUGAGUGUUGACCACAGAUUUAU
Messenger RNA from Phaedon cochleariae (mustard beetle), 3676 nucleotides. Lineage: Eukaryota; Metazoa; Arthropoda; Insecta; Coleoptera; Chrysomelidae. The record is from the annotation of a GenBank genome assembly.